Cynocephalus volans (Philippine flying lemur) is the source of this 423-nucleotide messenger RNA. RefSeq names its product mammaglobin-A-like. The transcript is spliced from 3 exons. Gene Ontology annotation, biological process: androgen receptor signaling pathway. The record is from RefSeq and is a predicted model, not a curated record. Lineage: Eukaryota; Metazoa; Chordata; Mammalia; Dermoptera; Cynocephalidae. Bases 30 to 311 code for a protein of 93 amino acids.
CCUGCACAGCCAGCAACAGCUUCCUCACCAUGAAGCUGCUGAUGGUCCUCACACUAGCCGCCCUCCCCCUCUGCUGCUCUGCAGGGUCUGGCUGUCAACUUCUCGAGGAUGUGAUUUACAAUGUGAUCAAUUCCGGGGUGUCUACAGCUCAACUGAAACAAUCUAUUCAACAGUUCAUACCAGAUAACGCCACUGCCAACGCCGUAGAUGAAUUCAAACAGUGCUUCCUCCAGCAAUCAAAUGACACUCUGAGCAAUAUACAAAACCUGAUGGAGAGAAUCUAUGGCAGCUUUUGGUGUAAGGCGUAUUAACUUUCCACAGGACCCUGGGCUCAGACUAUGGUCAGAAACCAACUGCCGAUUGCUUUUCUUUCUUAUUUUGUCAUUUUAUCUAUAAACUGCAAGACAAUUGUUGAAACCUCAA